Molecule: messenger RNA, 1455 nt
Organism: Aspergillus ochraceoroseus IBT 24754
Lineage: Eukaryota; Fungi; Ascomycota; Eurotiomycetes; Eurotiales; Aspergillaceae
Exons: 1
Coding region: 1-1455 (484 amino acids)
Molecular function (GO): protein binding
Source: RefSeq, a predicted model, not a curated record
AUGCCCGAAGAAAAGCAUGGUUUCCGCGCCUUCAUUGCCCAUGCCCUGCGGCCUAAGAAAUCCCGCCAGGUGCUGCGGAAAAACUUCACCACCUCAAACCCCGACCUCUCCACCACCACCUUCACCAAGGAUAACGAGACCACUUUAGCCCCCCUCGAGGCCCAUCGUCUCAAAUAUCGUCAUCUCCAUGCUCAGCAAGACACCCAGCUAGGCGAGACCCACGACCACACAACCAUUCUCCACACCAUUGGCGUGCACAACUUCGACACCGACAGCGAUGCGGAUGCUCUCAAUAUCCGCGAUGAGCGGCCCCCCGGAGAGCCUUUUAUUGCUAGCCUUCCCGACCAUCUCUGGGCUAUGAUUGCUGAAUACCUCUCCCCCGCCGAAGUGGCCUGUCUUGCUUUCGCCAGCCGGACGCUCUACACUCGUUUGGGCCCCGCCCCCUGGCGCAUCCUCAACGAACCCGAAUCCACGGACGCGCGCGCCGACUUCCUGGUCUCCCAGGACAAACACUACCCACACCAUCUCCUCUGCUUCCCCUGCGGCAAAUUCCACCGGCGCAUUCAGGAAGGCCGUGAGAAACUGCAGCCUGCGAACGUCAUCAACCCCCUCUUCGACUGCCCCAACGCCCGCAACAACCUCCGCCCUCCCCCGCGCCACCGCAUUACCCACGGCCGCUCCCUCCCCUUCAGCUUCGUCCAGCUCGUCCUCCGCGCGAACCGCUUCCACAGUCCCCGCUAUGGUCUCCCUGCGGAAUCGCUCUGUCGCCGUUGGCGCCGCGACAACUGGACACACCAGUCGCGGUUCCACGUCCACCACGGCCGUCUCCUCAUGCGCGUCGUGAGCUCCACCUUCGCCGAACCCGGGCUCCCCCCUUCCUCUCAACGCCUCCUCCUCUACUCGCGCGAAGACUACUGGCCAUACUUUUCCGCCUGCGCCCACUGGCGCGAUGGCGAACUGAUGUCCGUGGCCAAAUGCGCGCUCGGCCACAUCCCCGUCUCCCGCGCCACCGCCGGUCUGCAGGGUCUCGAAAACCGCGCAAAGGAUAUGAUCCACCACCGCGCGCACGACCCCAACGCCCUGGCCACGCUAUGCGGCCACUGCCGCCCCAUGCGUCGCUGCCCCGACUGUCCCUCUGAGUACCUCGUCGAGGUGAAACUCACCGAGGAGCGCGAAGCAGGCACACAGCGCAUCCAGAACCGCCGCUUCCGGCACGCGAUUGUCGUGACGCGGUGGUGCGAUCUAGGCGAUGGCUCUUCGCCGCGCCUAUCCCGCGAGUGGGCCGCUGGUAAUGGGGAGCUAGAGGGCUAUGAUUCCUUUGCCGUGUUCGGGAAGCGAGCAAUCUCGGGGACGUUUGAGGCCGCCUUUACGGAUGACACAUUGCCGGGACAAAGGAUUAUAUCUAUGAAUCCGACUGGGAAGAGAUUAGGCGAGGAGGGGAAUAGUUGGUAUUAG